Messenger RNA from Rhagoletis zephyria (snowberry fruit fly), 3041 nucleotides. RefSeq lists its product as uncharacterized. Lineage: Eukaryota; Metazoa; Arthropoda; Insecta; Diptera; Tephritidae. The record is from RefSeq and is a predicted model, not a curated record.
GCCUCCACGCUAAAUCAAAUACUUAAAUUAAAUUAUCGGGUGUACCACCCUAAUGUUAAUUUAACAGAUGCACACACAUACACAUUCGUAUGUGAAACAAGACAAAAAGAAAAACUGCACUUUUCCUGUCAGUGCACUUUCGUUAAAUUUCCCCUGAAAACGGAACUCUUCAAACCGUUUAGAGGGUUCGACUUCAGUUUCUAACUUUUUAAACUUUCUAUUGGAUUUCAAUCACCAGCGAUUACGGACGUUCCGCCACCACACCACUUCAUAAUCAAGGAACUAUAAUUAACCAGAGCAAAGCAAAUACAGUCCACUGCAGCUAAACAAAGGCGCCAUUCUUUGAAUAUACCAGCGGUCAAGGGUCACUAGCGGUCUCCAGAUUAUUACAUCUGCGUAUACAACCGUCCGCCAGCAUCAACUGGAGAAUUGCCACAAACACCAGCGUGAAGUUACAAUAAGUCGGGAACGUACCACAUCAGUACACAACACCCAAAUUAAGCACCAGCACCACAUUAAAAAACAUUCAGGAGUUUUAAAGGUAUGUGGUUGACAUUUCAAAUUUCUUGCACAUUCUCGUAUACGUAAUACGGCAAAUAUUUAAAAUACCAAAAACCUGCGCAUAUCCAAAAUUAUCGCGAGUGAUCUUGUGGAAAUCAUCAGUGCAUUGAUAUCACUUUUUGUGUUCUUUCGCACUUAAUUAGUAAAUAACGUUGUGAACAAAUAUCUGCAGCAAUACACAAGUGUGGGUUAGAGUAGAUUUUUCUGUGCUUAACACCACCUCAGUUGUUAGUGUAACCUUAAUUUAUAGCGAGCACACUUUUUACAAGUUUUUUUUGUUUUUUUAUUAUAUUUAGUUUCGUGUUUUCAAAAUCACUUAUUUCAAAUUUGCAAAACAUCGAUUUUAUUAUUUUUCACAUCGAGUUUGCUUUCAAUAUUUUCAAACAAUCGUGUUGCAAGCAUUUGUUAAUUGGUCAAAUCAUCGGCACUAACAACAAUUCACUGAGUUGAGGAUACAUAACCUCACUUGUGACUGCACUUGUUACACACAUUUGGUUUCACAUUGGGACACUUUUUAACUUCUGCAAUUCUGCAUCCACAAGAUCACUUUGAACGAUUAAUCAACAAAAAUAAUAUAUGCGUAGCACAGUUGAAUUAUUUCACAUUUAUACACAAAUAUUUCGCUGAGAGUUGGGUGGCGAGUAUCAGUUCCUGUAAUCUUAGAAGAUUUUCAUUAGUGUGCGCGAGUAUACAUAAAUACAUAUAUUUACAUACAUAUAUUACGCUUGAUAUUUAAUAAAUAAUUUGAUAUCCGUGCGAAAUUGCACCUAAAUUGCGGUGUUAACUUAUUUGAUUGUGGUGGUUUAUUCGCUUAAAACUUUGGGAAAGUUAUAAUUUUCGAAGUGCUCUCGUAACUUAUUUUCAUUAGGAUCUUAAAAAUGGAAACAUUUAUCCGAUUAGCUGAUGUUGUGCCUGAGUUUGAGGCCGACUACAAUAGCAUGACUGAAACGGAGCACACAAAAUACACUCUUGCCAUCCAGCAAGAGGAACUGAAAGCCAUGUGGAGGAAAGCAAAGAUAGCGUACGAAGAGUAUUUGAGUUCAGGUGCGGUAGAAGCAAAAUCAGCCUCAGUGAAGGCUAAGUAUAAAAGUACCUAUUCUACUUAUCUGCGCUGCAUGUCGAACAUGGCAGAACUCCAUGCGAAGCUCGUCAAAAGUGACAAAGAUACCGAGGAUAUGUCGGCCAGAGAACACAACAUCCAUCUCCCACCGUGUGAUACGGAUGUGUUCAAAGGCGAUUAUCUCUCGUGGCCUACAUUCCGUGACAUGUUUACGGCCAUUUAUAUCAAUAAUAAGCGCCUCACUCCUGUAGAAAAGUUGUUUCAUUUGAACCAGAAAACUCAGGGGGAGGCCAAAGAGAUAGUUAGCAAAUGUGAUGUUACAAACGAGGGCUUCAAUACUGCAUGGAAAAACCUUUGUGAUAGGUUCGAGAAUAAACGCAUUCUAGUGAAUUCGCAGAUAAAGAUUCUUUUUAACCUAGAGUCAGUAGAAAGUGAGUGCGGUACUUCAUUAAAAAAGUUACAGCGAAAUAUUAAUAAUUGUUUAUCGGCUUUGCGAUGUCAUCAAAUUGACGUAUCCAAUUGGGACGCCAUCGUUACAUAUCUCUGCUCCACGAAAUUGCCAGAGAGUACGUUGGCUCUUUGGGAACAAACAAUUGAAAAUAAAACCGAAAUUGCCAAGUGGGAGGAUAUGGAUAAAUUCCUCUCUAAUAGGUUUCAAACACUUGAAACAAUAUCAGAUAUUAAAGCUGUAAAACACCCUCGAUUUUCAAAGCCCCAAAAUAGCAAAAACAAUGAAACUCAGAAAAGGCACGGGGCCUACCAAGCAAGCGUAGCCAAGAUUCUGUGCAAAUUUUGUAAAGGCAAUAAUCACAAACUGUCAAAAUGCCAAAAAUUUCUUAAAAUAACAACGGCAGACAGAAUCGCCUUCAUUAAAAAUAAUCAUGGUUGCUUGAAUUGCUUAUCUUCUGGACAUACUGUGACUAGGUGUACAUGCUCAUUUAAUUGCAGCGUCUGUCACCAAAGACACCACACGCUCCUUCACAUUCAAGCAUUUCAGCCAAAAGCAACUAUGAACCAAAGGCAUCAAACAAACGUAUCCGAUGGGUUAGAGAACAUCGCGUCAACUUCUGCUCAAGCUCAGGCAAGACACGAUGCUUCCAAAGCAAACAAAGGACCAACCCAAAAUGUCCAAUCCUGCUUUGCUAAUACCAACAUAGGAAUUCUAUUAGGGACCGCCCGAGUCAAUAUAUAUUUUAAUAAUACAAAUUUUUCGGCCCGCGCUCUAAUAGAUUCCGGAUCGGAGUGCUCUUUCAUUACUGAAAGACUUAAGCGUAGGAUUAAUCUGCCCUCGAGGAGGAUACAAGCUCAAGUAUCUGGAAUAAAUAACACAGUCUCAGCUCAAGUAAAAGAGGCGUGUUUCAUACAACUGCGGUCACCAAUUGACCCACUGAUCAAUAUAGAUACCACCGUGUUAGACUAA